ACUUGUCUUGUCUGAUAAAAAUAAAAACAUUCAUUUAUUUAUUGUGAGUAUAGUUGGUGAACUGUGUUCAUCGUUCUCAACUACCACACUCCAACCAACAGUUGCGCGUUCUUUUGGCUGUGAAUUGUUUUGUUUUGCUUUUUUUAUAUAAUUAAAUAGCAGUAAUUAAUAACAAUUAAAAGACUUUUUUUUGUUCCUAGAUCAGUGUUAAUUAAUAGUUUUUCCUUAAGAAAAUGAAAUUAUUAAUAUUGGUAAUUUGUAUUGCAUUGCCAUUAUGCAUAUAUGGACAAGGUUCAUUAGAUGAUUUGGUAAAAGCAAAUAAACAAAGAACUUCCAUGAAACCAAGAGCAGCUGCAGGUGAUGAAGAUGAUUUAGAUUCAUUAAUCGAAGAUGUAUUUAAUAUUAAUCCACCAGCAUCAUCAACUGCAACACCAGAUCGAAUUGGUGGAAAUACAAAUUUAAAUCCUGGUGGUAACACCAACUUAAAUCCAUCACCAUCAAACCCUGGUGGAGAGGGUGUUAAUACUGGUGAACGUAUUGGUGAUUGUGAAUGUGUACCGUAUUAUUUAUGUAAAAAUAAUACAAUUAUUACCGAUGGUGAAGGAUUACUUGAUAUCAGAAUGAAACCUGGCCCAUGUAAAAGUUAUUUUGAUGUAUGUUGUACAUUAGCAAAUAAAUUACCACUACCAAUCACCACCCCAAAACCACCACAAAAACCAAGCGGAUGUGGAGUACGUAAUCCAGAAGGAGUUGGUUUCCGAAUUACUGGUGAUAAAGAUAAUGAAGCACAAUUCGGUGAAUUCCCAUGGAUGGUAGCAAUUUUACGUGAGGAUACUGUCGAUGGAAAAACUAAAUUUAAUAUUUACCAAUGCGGUGGUUCAUUAAUUCAUCCACGUGUUGUAUUAACGGCUGCCCAUUGUGUAUCGGAUCCUGCAAAACAUGCCUCAUUGAAAGUCCGUGCUGGGGAAUGGGACACGCAGACCACCAACGAAUUAUAUCCAAAUCAAGAUCGAGCUGUUGAAUCGGUUGAAAUCCAUCCAGAUUAUUAUGCUGGUGCAUUAUUUAAUGACAUUGCAUUAUUGUUCUUGAAAGAUCCUGUAGAUAUUGCUGAAAACGUUGAUGUAGUAUGUUUACCACCAGACAAUGUACAAAUUGAUAAAUCCAGAUGUUUUGCCAGUGGAUGGGGUAAAGAUGUAUUCGGCCAAGAAGGACGUUAUCAGGUUAUUCUAAAGAAAAUUGAAUUACCAAUCGUACCAAGGCCACAAUGUGUUGAAGCGUUACGUAAUACCCGUUUAGGUAAACAUUUCCAAUUGCAUGAGAGUUUCAUCUGUGCUGGUGGGGAACCUGGAAAAGAUACGUGUAAAGGUGAUGGCGGUAGUCCAUUAAUCUGUCCAAUUCAAGGUAAACCAAAUCAAUUCCAACAAGUUGGUAUUGUGGCUUGGGGUAUUGGUUGUGGAGAAAAUCAAACGCCUGGAGUUUAUGUCAAUGUUCCACUCUUCAGAGCAUGGAUUGAUGAAACAUUUGUUUUUAAAAACAUUGAACGUACUUUUUAUACUUACUAAGUUCAUUAGACCAUGUAAUUGUUCUUCAGGAAAAACCCAAUGAUAUUUUCCAAAAAAAAUGAUAUUUUUACAAAAAAUUUUUUGUACGUAAAUCAAAGAUUAUUUUAUAUUGACCC
Messenger RNA from Chrysoperla carnea, 1678 nucleotides. RefSeq names its product phenoloxidase-activating factor 2-like. Lineage: Eukaryota; Metazoa; Arthropoda; Insecta; Neuroptera; Chrysopidae. The transcript has 3 exons. Gene Ontology annotation, molecular function: serine-type endopeptidase activity. The record is from RefSeq and is a predicted model, not a curated record. The coding region runs from base 234 to 1562 and encodes 442 amino acids. Gene Ontology annotation, biological process: proteolysis.